Messenger RNA from Porites lobata, 2598 nucleotides. NCBI's taxonomy places the organism in Eukaryota, Metazoa, Cnidaria, Anthozoa, Scleractinia, Poritidae. The record is from the annotation of a GenBank genome assembly.
AUGAAGAGUUUACGGAAGUUGUACCAUGGAUGCACCGAAGGGACAGAUGUAGAGACUCGAACGCCAUUUAUCCAACGCUUUGCCUGUGGAGUAGGUCAUGUGAUCAAUGACAUUAUGCGUCAGCUCCAAUUUUCAUUCAGGCUGGUAUUCUUUAUGCAAGUUCUCGGUCUGUCCGCUGAAAAUGCUGGCUGGCUGGUACUCCAGAAAAAACUGGCUCUCGCUUUUGCCUCGCCUUUCAGCGCAUUCCUGGUGGAUAGAAUCAACAUCCCAUUUUUGUCGCGGAAAAUUGGAAGAAGAAAGUCUUGGCAUUUGGUCGGCACUUUGUUGGGCGUCAUUUUUAUGCCCAUGUUUUUUAGCGCAUGUUACGCUUGUCCGGACAAUGGUGGAGAGUGGCAAAAAAUCGUAAACCUUUCAAUACUUAAUGUGAUAUUGGCGCUUUCAGCCUGCUUACUGGAUAUUGGACACUUGACACUUAUACCUGUGAUUGCCAAAGAUCAAAUUGAAGCUGUAGAAUUGAGCGCGUUGAGGUUUGUUCUCCGCCCUCCUUAUAUUCAAUGUUCUAACCGCCUAUAUACAGAACUUUCACCUGGAUAACUCAAACCUGUUCAGUUUAGUUUACACAUUUGCAUUUGUAGGCUCACCCAAGAAAUCCAUUGUGUCUUCUUUCUUGCAAUCAACAGCCAACACUGAAAUGACUUCACGGCCCUUGAGAUUACUUAUUGGACAAUACGGGUAACAUUUAUAUCAUUUUAUUUUGUUCCUGUAGGGUCACCUUUACGUUCUUAAGUGGAAUUGCUACCUACCUCGUGGCUUGGGUAGUUCUUGGACAAGAUUCCAGAGACAACCUCUCAACAGAAAGCUUGGUGGACUUCACGGUGAAAUAAUUCAUUCCAUUUUGCUUUUAUCUCUUACAAAACGUCAUUAAUUAGUGCUCCUUUAACCACCGUACGGCUUUUCAAUUAACUUGAAUUCUUUCCUUUUUAGACAAUGGCGGCAAUAUUGGUUGCAAUGGGUCUCAUAUUUUCAGUGAUUUUCCAUGUUGGAACUAAAGAGUUCUCAGGGGAAGGAAACAAGGACUCGUGGGGCAUCGUCACAGAAGAUCUGGUAAGAUGCUUCUAACAUGGAAAGCUAGUGAAGACAUCGUUUACUUUGCAAAAUGCCUUUACAACUUUUAAUCUCUGCCUAUUGCGUAUUAUGCUAAUUUAUUCUUCGAAUGUUCAGUUUUCUUUUAUCUUUCUUGAACAGAAAAAAACGUCUCAUAUUCCUCCAAUGACUGCUCUGCAAGCAACACCCUUAAAAGAAACAGGUAUACUCAGGGCUUUAAGAUACAGAUUAAUUGAAAGUAAUUAGAAUGAGAGGCACGCAAUUUGCCAUUUCCAAAUAUUCAGAAAUACUUGGUUUCAUAUAAUAGCUGGAUUCUUCCACUUUACGGUCAGACGAAAACCAUAUGUUUCCUGCAAUUGCUACUUCGUCACCUGAAUACGAUCCUGCUGGUUUCCUUCAAUUUUUAAAUCUCCUUUUUGUGUAAAGCUGGGAGUAAGUGGGAAGAAGGUGUCGGGGGGCGUUGGCGUGGGUACAGCAAACAGAGUGCAGGUGAUGUGGUACAUCAGUGAAGCUACACGAAAACUCCAACACCAUCCACUUACAGGAAAGGGCUGCUUAGUGUCUUUUCUCCCUUUUUUCUCCCUUUUUUCAGUUGAUUCUAAAAGUGUUAAAGAUAUGGAUGGCGUCACCGGCACCGUACCAAAUGAUCGUAACGGUAACGGAGACGAAACCGAGGAAAAAUGCCGCCAAAACGAUUUCCAAUCUGGUUCUCCAUUGUCCUCUGGCGUGGAUAACCCAGGUUUCCUUGACUCCUGUGAAACAGAAUCGGGAAGAUGUUAUCCAGACCAGGUUAAACUAGAACCAGUAGAAGUGAAUUUGAAUGACUCUCAGAGUGUAGGGGUGAAUUGCAAACCAUCCACUAACUCUGAUGACCCAGAAUCUCCUCGUUCAUCAACAUCUGCACCCACCAUGACCUUACGAACCUGGCUGAAAAACCCGCAUCUUUACAAGGUAUUUCUCCUUUGACUAAUCCUGAUACGAUCAAUAGAGUCCCACUAACUAUUUCGUCAAGAACAAUGCACUCAAACAGCUAACACUAAUUUCCUGAUUACAAUUUCGAAUUCGUACAGUCCAAGUGAAAAAUUGCUUUAGCGGGCUGUUUUUUUUUAGAUGACUUUGUACUUACCUUUGCUGUAUCGUCAAAAAACAUGGGUGCUUACCAUUUACACAAAACUGGGGGUGGAGCUGUUGUGCAUAAAAUUAAAACUAUAACAUUUGACCAGGUGGGAAAACGUUCCACUACAAAGUAUAUCCAAAUGAGCUGAACAGACUGAAAAGAUUUGAAAACUUGCAUCGCCUCAAAUCAAAGCCCAUAUUUCCUUAAGCUUCCCAAACGAAACGGCGCAAAACAUUUGAAAUGCAACCGUAAUUUCUAUUUUAUGCAUGUAAAUGGGAAGUUACCUUUGUGUUACAGUCCUCACCAACAUUACAACUUUUUACAAUUUUUCUAAAUUCCAUUGUUAUUAUCUUUAGGUGUCCAUCAUCUUUACCUGA